AUGAAAACAAAAAUCAAUAACGACAAAUCACCAAAAAAUGAAAUGCCGAGUUCGAUAGUUGAGACAGUAAGUCAAGAGGAACUUAAUGAAGCACUAAAAGUCUUGUUGAAUACUCCUUAUCAAAAAAGGAAAAAAUUAACCCAACUCCUCAAAAAAGACGAAAGACUAAUAAUAGACGGCAAUCUUGCCAAGAACAAAAUUAUUGAAUUGGCUCUGAAAUUUGACAAAGAACUUUUAAAACUUCUUCUUUCCUCCCCCGAAAUUAAAAAAAUAUUUUUCCAAGAAGUAGAUGAUAUUCUCGUUUUUGACAAAAUAAAAUUUCAAAGUUUCGUUUCUAAUAAACAAUUUCUCCCGGAUAUUUUAACCAAUUUUCAAAAAUACGAAGCAGGAAAAGAAGUACCAAUUAACGAUAUUUUGCCAAACGACAAUUUAAUUAUCAAAGGCAAUAAUCUCCUCUCCCUUUAUUCUCUAAAAGAAAAAUAUCAAAGCAAAAUCAAAUUAAUUUAUAUUGACCCCCCUUAUAAUCCAGAUAGUAAAUCGAAUACUUUUGUUUACAAUAAUGUGGCAAUUGACGAAAAAGAAUUAGCAAAACUUAAAAUUUUAUUGGAAGAAAUAUUUCGUGGCUAUGAAAUUCAUUGUAUAACUAUAGUUCACAUGCCUCAAGGCACGCAGUCAGUAAAUUUUGCUUACAUUCAUGAAUACGCUAUUUUUGUUAUUCCAGAAGGCAAAAAAAACCUUCGUCGCGGAGAUAAUUUGAGAAGUGACGCUAAAAAUUGCUUUUAUCCCAUAAUUGUCGAAAAUGAUAAAGUGAUUGGCUUUGGAGAAGUUUUGAGUGAUGAUGAACACCCAAAAGGCUCCGUUGUUGAGAAGGAUGGUAAAUUUUGGAUUUAUCCAAUAGAUAGCAAUAACAUUGAAAGAAAGUGGAAUUAUGCCCGACAAAAUGUGGAAGAAGUAAAAAAAUUUCUACGAGCCCGAAAAACGAGAAAUGGCUGCUAUGAAAUUGAAAUUGGCAAAGAUUUUGAAACUUACAGGACACAAGACGGCGGAAACCGAAAAUUUAUUAUUUGCGAGCAAAUGGAUUAUAUUGAGACAGUAACCAAAGAAAGAAUUAGAAAAGUUUGUGAAAUUGAUAAUAAAGGCUCUUUUGUUUAUUGUGAAUUAGCGGAAUUUAACCAAGGAUUUAUUAAUCAAAUUCAAGAAGCAAAAAAUACUGUCGAACUCUGGAAAAUCUGGGAGCAAAUGAAAAAAAUUGCUUUUUUAAGUUAUAAAAUAGAGCCGAAAGAUAUUGAUAAUACUAAAAAAGAGUUUGAAGAAUUAUCUUUUGAAGAACAGCAAAAAUUUUUGAUUUCCCUUUUGGAUAAAAAUCUUUUGUAUGUUCCUUAUUGUGAUAUAGAAGAUGAAAGUUAUGAAAUGUCCGAGGAAAAUUUUGAAGGCAAAUCAAAUCAACCCCAACUCCUAUUUCUCAUGGCAACCGGCAGCGGCAAAACUUUAAUGAUGGCCGGAUUAAUUUUGUAUUUAUAUCAACAAGGCUAUCGUAAUUUUCUCUUUUUUGUUAAUAGCACUAAUAUUAUUGAUAAAACCAGAGAUAAUUUUUUGAAUGACACUUCAAUUAAAUAUCUUUUUAAUAAAUCUAUCUCUUUUGAGGAUAAGAAAAUAAUUCUCCAAGAAGUAGACAAUUUUCAAACUACCGAUAACGAUAAUAUUAAUAUUUGUUUUGAAACUAUUCAAGGGCUUCAUUCUCGUUUAAAUACUCCCCGUGAAAAUAAUUUGACUUAUGAAGAUUUUCAAGACCAGAAAAUUGUUCUUAUUUCUGAUGAAGCACACCACAUCAAUGUGGAAACUAAAUCUGGCUCAAAACCUUCCAAAGAGGAAAAAGAAGAAAUAAAAAAAUACGCUCCUAGACUUAUUUUUGAUUAUCCUCUCAAAGAGUUUCGCCGCGAUGGUUAUUCCAAAGAUGUAAGAGUAUUACAAACGGACGCUGAGCCGUUUGAACGUGCUCUCCAAGCCGUAUUACUCAGCCAAUAUCGCCGCAAAAUAUUUGAAAAAAAUGGCAAAAUAAUAAAACCGGUUAUUUUAUUUAAAUCUAAAACCAUUAAGGAAAGUGAAGAAUUUCAAGAAAGAUUUGUAAGGGGCAUAGCAGCGCUUACAAGUGAUAAACUUAAAGAAAUUGAAAUCAACUCCAAAGACGAAUCUUUAACAAAAGCGUUCAAAUAUUUUGCUACUAAUAAAAUCUCCUUAGAUAAUUUGGUUGCUGAACUACAAGAAGAUUUUUCAGCGGAAAAAACGCUCUCGAUUAAUAGUCAAAAUGAAAGUGAAAAAAAUCAAUUAGCCGUAAAUACUUUGGAAGCCCCUAAUAAUGAGUAUCGAGCUAUUUUUGCGGUUGAUAAACUUAAUGAAGGCUGGGAUGUGCUUAAUCUUUUUGAUAUUGUUCGUUUGUAUGAUACUCGUGAUGCCAAAAACAAUAUACCAGGACCAACUACCAUUAAAGAGGCUCAACUAAUAGGAAGAGGAGCGAGAUACUGCCCUUUUAAAAUUAAUGAAACUCACGACCCUUCGCAACGAAAAUUUGACCGCGACCUCCAAAAUGAAAUGCGGAUUUGUGAAGAAUUAUACUAUCACAGCAAUUAUAAUCCUCGUUAUAUCCAAGAAUUAACUUCAGCUCUGAUAAAAACCGGAAUUAUCCCGGAUAAUACCAUCAAAAUAAAACUUGCCAUUAAAAAAGAAUUUAAAAAUACGGAAUUUUACCAGUCUGGUCUUUUAUUUCUCAAUCAGCCGGAAAAAUAUUCGCGAAAUGAUGUUUGGGAACUGCCAUCGGCAAUACUUAAUUUUCCCUACCAAGUAUCGCUCCGGACAAAUAUUAGUCUUUCCCGAGACCUUUUUUUUGAAAGAGUGAAAAUAACUGUUUCUGGUCUGAAAUCUCAACUCCAAGAAUUAAAACCGGAGGAUGAAAUUAAAAUUUUAACAAAAACUAUCGGGCAAAUUACUUCUAGUUUGGCUUCCAACAGUCCUGUAUUCAGAGGAAGUAAAGAAUUUAAACACAUCUUAUUAAAAGAAAAAAUUGAUGAUAAAGAACUCAAUUUUGCCCCAAAUGAAAAUUGUUUUGGAACUUCUGAGGAAAAAUAUUUUGUGAAAUAUAUUGAUAGAAUAUACGAUAAACUGCAAGAAAAAUACGACCAAAUUUAUUUAGUUCGGAAUGAGCGAUUUUUCAAACUCUAUAAUUUUGAAGACGGAAAACCUUUUGAACCGGAUUAUGUGCUAUUUUUGCGGCAAAAAAAGCCUUCUAAAAAAUUGUAUUAUCAAGUGUUUAUUGAGCCAAAAGGCACUUAUCUUAAAGAAAAAGAUAUUUGA
This is a messenger RNA of Cetraspora pellucida, 3348 nucleotides long. The record is from the annotation of a GenBank genome assembly. NCBI's taxonomy places the organism in Eukaryota, Fungi, Glomeromycota, Glomeromycetes, Diversisporales, Gigasporaceae.